CGACCAUGCCGCCCUUUGUUGCUCUUCUCGACGCGGAACGCGACGACGAGCUUUUCUCUGUCGUCUCGCGUGUUGCUCCUAUCAUUAUCGACCCGUCGCAGCAGCUCAUUCCCGACGCAACCUCAUACGUUCAGUUUGAUCAAACCGCUACCGCAGAUGAUAUCAUCCGCUACCUUGACGAGGGGGCACACAAGGCCAUCGUCCCUUUGCAGGCGGCCAAGAACUUGAUCGGCGUUGUUCCUCCCGAACGCUUAAUCCUCCUGCUUGAUGUUUCCAAUGCCGGCGCCGUCCCCGAUUCGCUCAGCACAGCAGUCUCAGGCGUCCUCUUGAAGACGCCUUCCUCGGAUGUAGAUCUCAUUACCUCGGUCUCCAGAUUCUUUGUCGGUCUGUCUAUCCACGUCCUGUCCGACGACCAGCCUACACCAUCCUCUAUCACUCAAUUAGCUGCCAUUGGUGCUUCGCUCGUCAUUCCAUUCUCCCAUCUUACCCUUGCACCCACAUCCGACCAACAAGUCAACGUCGCCGAUGCAUUCAUCGCCCCCCUCCAAUCGGAUCGCCCAGAUGGUUUGUUCCCGACCGUUGUCUCCUCAUACAACGAGGGCGGCCGCUCCCUCGGCCUUGUAUACUCCUCUCGAGAAUCCGUAGCACAAGCCAUCCUUACAGGACAAGGAGUGUAUCACUCUCGGAAGCACGGCCUAUGGAGGAAGGGGGAGACCUCGGGUGCCACUCAGGAUGUCGUUUACAUCCGGGUAGACUGUGACAGUGACGCUUUGGAAUUCAGCGUCAUCCAGCAUGGCGCCGGGUUCUGUCACCUCAAUCGCGCUUCGUGUUUUGGCGAGGUAGACGGGCUCUCCGCGUUGGAACGUACCUUGAAAGCACGGCAACAAAAUGCUCCAGAAGGGUCUUAUACGCGCAGGCUCUUCGACGACCCUGCGCUCCUUAGAGCCAAGAUCAAGGAAGAAGCAGAUGAGCUAUGUGACGCUCAGAAUCAGGAAGAUGUGGCAUUCGAGGCUGCCGACUUGAUAUACUUCGCAUUGACACGCUGCAUUGCGGCUGGAGUAAGCAUUCGGGACAUCGAAGACUCGCUGAACUUCAAAGCAAAGAAAAUCUCGCGGAGACCUGGUAACGCCAAAGCACCGUAUCUGCCUUCGUCAGGCUCGUCUCAAAAACCUGCUCUUCCGACGCAAACACCGCAAAAGCCAGACCCCGAUGCACCCAUCCGCAUGCGCACGGUGGAUUUAUCCGAUCCUAAGCUUACUCCCGAGGAGCGAGCAGCAUACUUGAAGCGGCCCGUGCUCAAAUCAGACGAGAUGAUCGCCAAAGUGAAGCCCAUCGUGGAGAAUGUGCGAACGCGCGGAGACGCCGCGCUUCUAGAGCUCACCGCCAAGUUCGACAAGGCGCAGCUGGACACGCCUCUCCUCCUCCCACCGUUUGAGUCCCCUUCUCUCUCGCAGGAGGUGCGCGAGGCCAUCGACAUCGCGUACAGCAACAUCAAAAAGUUCCAUGCAGCGCAGGUGGACGGAGCCACGCUCGAAGUCGAGACGAUGCCGGGCGUGGUGUGUUCGCGCUUUGCGCGUCCGAUUUCCCGAGUAGGCCUCUACGUUCCGGGGGGCACAGCCGUCCUCCCGUCCACGGCGCUGAUGCUCGGCGUGCCAGCCCAAGUCGCGGGCUGCGAACAGAUUGUGCUCGCGACGCCUCCCCGCCCGGACGGGAGCAUUUCUCCGGAGGUGUUGUAUGUUGCCAAUCUGGUUGGCGCGCAUGCUAUCCUUCGUGCGGGUGGUGCACAGGCCGUGGCAGCUUUGGCGUAUGGUACUGAGACCGUUCCCAAGGUGGACAAGGUGUUUGGCCCCGGGAACCAGUGGGUCACCGCUGCGAAGAUGCUUGUUCAGAACGACACUGAUGCGCUUGUGUCCAUCGACAUGCCCGCUGGUCCCUCGGAGGUUUUGGUUAUCGCAGACGAGACUUGCAAUCCUGCAUUCGUCGCAGCUGAUCUCCUCUCUCAAGCAGAGCAUGGCGUUGACUCCCAAGUCGUCCUCGUCAGCUCUUCUUUACCUGACAAGAUGCUGGUGGAGAUAGAAGCAGAGGUCGACAAGCAGGCGCGCGCACUUCCGCGCGUCGACAUUAUGAGAGAGAGCAUAAGGCGCAGUCUAGUCGUGAAGGCGCCCAGCGUCGAAGAGUCGUUCAAAUUCUCGAACGACUACGCACCAGAGCACUUGAUCUUGCACCUUCGCGGCGCUCAGGGGUGGGUCAAGCACGUCAAGAAUGCAGGAAGCGUUUUCGUUGGGCCAUACUCGCCAGAGAGCUGCGGCGAUUAUGCAUCUGGCACGAAUCACACACUCCCAACAAAUGGCUAUGCACGCCAAUUCAGCGGUGUCAACACGCAGUCAUUCCAAAAACAUAUCACAUCACAGCAUGUGACUGCAGAAGGUCUACAAAAGCUUGGACCUGUCGUGGCUACUCUUGCGGACUGCGAGGGUCUUGGGGCUCACGCGAAUGCUGUCCGCAUCCGCUUAGGUUCAAGCAUAUGAGAAAUCUAGUUCUCAUACACAAAAAUAAGUAGAAUACCAAGGCGCAUAAUGACUGAAUGCCAGGUGUGAGACCGUAAUCGACCUUCAACGCUUAUCACUGUAUGUUGGUCGUAGCCUGCGCUCAGGAGGGUCAAGCAGUAUGAAUAUGUCUAUUGCCGAUGUAAACUAGUGGCCACCAUAGAGAAUAAUACGUGUAGAAGGUAAACAUCCAUGAAAAACGAAAGCAGCAGACUAGUUGGUCCGGUAGAGAGCGCGCUUGGCGACCUUGACAAUGAGGGGGGUGUCGGGGAAUGCGAGGGCUUCGAGGUUGGCAGCGUAAGGCGUAGGAACAUCAGCGCCAGUGACACGCUCAACAGGCGCGUCAAGGUAGUCGAAUGCCUCACUCUCAACUAUCUGGGCGCAGAUCUCGCUACCGACACCAAAGGCAGGGAAGCCACCUUCGACGAUAAGUAGCCGGUUGGUCUUCUUGACCGACUUCUUGAUCGUGUCGAUAUCAAGGGGACGAAUGCUACGCAGGUUGAUGACUUCAGCCUUGAUCCCCUCCUUAGCAAGGGCAUCGGCGGCUUCAAGACUGUGGGUGACCAUCUUGCUGUGGGCGACAAUGGUGACAUCGCUGCCUUCCCGUUCAACCUUGGCCUUGCCAAUGGGGAGGACAAAGCUGUCCGACAUAACCUCGGAGGAGACGGGGAAAGAAACGCCGUACAACAUCUCGUUCUCAAGGAACACAACGGGAUUGGGGUCCCGGAUAGCAGCCUUCAAAAGACCCUUGCAGUCUUCUGCGCUCCAUGGACUGACAACCUUGAGACCGGGCACAGAACCGUACCAGGCAGCGUAGUCUUGCGAGUGCUGAGCACCAACACCAGAAGCAGCACCGUUAGGGCCGCGGAAGACAACGGGGCAUGGCACGUUGCCGCCAGACAUGUAGUACGUCUUCCCGGCCGAGUUGACAAUCUGGUCGAUAGCUUGCAUGGCGAAGUUGAAAGUCAUGAACUCGCAAAUGGGACGGAGACCAGACAAGGCUGCACCGGUGGCAAGACCAGCAAAACCCAUCUCAGUGAUAGGCGUGUCAAUCACCCGCUUUUCACCAAACUUGUCCAGAAGGCCCUUGGUGACCUUGUAUGCGCCGUUAUAACGUGCAACCUCUUCGCCCAUGACGAAAACGGUUUCGUCCCGAAUCAUCUCUUCCUCCAUAGCAGCAUUGAGGGCCUCACGAACUGUCAUCGAGUGUUCGGACUGGGUAGCAUAUGAGCGGCGGAGAGAGUGACGGAAGGCAAGAGAAGGGUGGGUGGCGCGAGCUGCGCGAGCAUUGGCAACGGCGGGGGCGAGGCGGGAGAAAGCGCGGGCAGCCAUCUGGCGUUUUGGG
This is a messenger RNA of Coniophora puteana RWD-64-598 SS2, 3891 nucleotides long. Its product is annotated as histidine biosynthesis trifunctional-protein. Gene Ontology annotation, molecular function: phosphoribosyl-AMP cyclohydrolase activity; histidinol dehydrogenase activity; metal ion binding. The record is from RefSeq and is a predicted model, not a curated record. Gene Ontology annotation, cellular component: cytoplasm. Lineage: Eukaryota; Fungi; Basidiomycota; Agaricomycetes; Boletales; Coniophoraceae. Gene Ontology annotation, biological process: L-histidine biosynthetic process. The coding region runs from base 6 to 2528 and encodes 840 amino acids. The transcript has 8 exons.